Drosophila ficusphila is the source of this 2838-nucleotide messenger RNA. RefSeq lists its product as uncharacterized. The transcript has 8 exons. Lineage: Eukaryota; Metazoa; Arthropoda; Insecta; Diptera; Drosophilidae. The record is from RefSeq and is a predicted model, not a curated record. Bases 920 to 2212 code for a protein of 430 amino acids.
AUCAGUCAGAUGCGUGGCGAACGUUGAAUUUAACGGUCGGUUUGGCAGUGAAAGUGGAAAGUGGAGCCAUCGCUUUUUGCCCCACGAUUCUGGACAGCGAUUUGUUUGGUGCGGAAAAAAGGAAAACAAUCAUGCAAAAAAAUACAAAAUAAAUACACAAAUAGAAAAGGAUUACAAAAGUGAAAUAGGCCAAAAGAAGAAAUAAAUUUAAGUGCUUAGCUAAUAAAUUGAGUGUGUUGAAACAGUCGGAAGAUAAAGUGCUUAAACAGUCGCAAGAAAAAGUGUUCAAACAUUGCCGUCAGUUAAACUUUAAAUAUAAAACCAAGUGCCACCAUUUCACUCGGAGUUGGAGUCGUCAAAUUUGCUGAGCACUUCCGGGGAAUAAAACAGCUGGACACAAGGGCCAUUUAUGAGUGCGCGAAGUGGAGUAGCGAGCAGAUACCAAAUGGAUGCCGUCUAAAAGUCUAAAAUCAAAGAAAAACACAAAUCACAAGUGGAGGAAAAACGUCGGAGACGUGCAACAAUUAACGGGCGGAAAUCGAAAUGUUUAAACAAUCAGCAAAAUGUGCAAAUUCGUGGAGUGCCAAUCGAAAGCCAGCUUGAGUGAAAGUGAAAAACUGCGGCGCGCGCAAAUUAUUAAUUAUACGGCUGCUUAUUAGCGCGAUUCUCGCAAGGCAGCGCAGACAUUUUGUUUAUGGGCCAAUUUGCCAAACGCAAAUAAAACCGAACCGCUGCCAGUCGUGCAUUAAUAAUCUGCAUAUUCUCCGUCCCAUCCAAACACCCCUUCUCCGAUUCCCUCCGAAAAAUCACACAGAACAGACAGUGCGGCGUGUGGCGUUGAAGUGUUUAUUAAAUUGUCUUCGCCGCAAAUGGUAGACAUUUGCCCGACGAGCGGAGUAAUAGUGCUUUCCCCCUCGAAAUGCUGGAGUUGCAACUUUGUGCAGAUUUGUCAGCCGGCGACUUGAGCGAAAUCCACAAAAUGGGACACCAAAGGGCCGCGGAUACGGGAAAACGGCAGAGCCGGAGAAAAUCAGACUGCCGGACUCUCCCAACCAAAUUCCUCCUGCUGCUCCUCGCCGUUUUACUGCUGAGCAUGGAGCUUGUCGAGUGCGCGCUGCGCAAUGUCAAUUUAAUAAUCGAACCACCGGCGGUGAGACGGGGCCAGCACGUGGUGCUGCGGUGCAUGUACGACCUGGACGGGGCUCCACUGUAUUCGGCCAAGUUCUACCGCGGCCAGCUCGAGUUCUACCGCUACACGCCCGGCGAGUUUCCCAACACCAAGGUUUUCCCUUUUCCCGGCAUUCAUGUGGAUGUAAGCAGCUCGAACGCCACCCAGGUGCUGUUGCGCAACGUGGGAUUCGGGCUCUCGGGCAACUUUUCAUGCGAGGUGACCGCCGACGCACCGCUCUUCUCGACCGCCACCGCAGUGGACACCAUGCAAGUUGUGGAGCUCCCUGAGAAGCGUCCGCAGCUUUUUACAGAGCACACGCGCUACGAGCCCGGCGAUGUCCUGCGGGCCAAUUGCAGCACUCCACCGUCGCGUCCGCGCGCAGAACUCACAUUUACCAUCAACAACAUGGUGAUAACCAACGUGGAGACCCAGUACAUACGGACCAUCGAUAAUCUGAUUGCCUCGCGGAUCUCGCUGAAGCUGCAGCUGCAGGGCGUUCACUUCUCCAGCGUGAACCCGGCCAUCUACAAUAGCGUUUACGGCCUGAACUCGGUUUACGGCCACGGCGGACCGGUUUAUGCCCCGAAUCCGAAUCCGGGAGGAUUAUUGCUGCGCUGUUCGGCGCAAAUCGGGGACCUCUACCAGGAGUACAAGGAAAUCGAGCUGGGAACCCCGCAGAAGGAUCCGAUACCGGCACGUGUUACGCUCUCAUCCGACUCGAGCUUGAAGAACUUUUUCAGCUCGUAUUUCUCGACCUCGGCAUCGUCGGCAUCGCGACUCCUGCCCGGCGUCUACAUGGCGCCGCUUAUAAUGGCCGCGCUGGCUGUCUUAUUCCGGCUAAUUGAGGCUGCAUUCGAGACCCGCUCUGCCAGCAGCCAGGAGUCGAUGGCCAGACGACACCCGAUGACACAUUCCAGCAACAGGGAGGAGGAGCAAGAGGAGCAUUGCAGAGCUGGAGCUCCUCUGUCCAGCUGCAGCGCCUUCAAGGCGACCAGACAGCAACUGGCCUGGCCAGAACCAAGGAUAGGAAUCGCGGCCUAGGCGUGUGUUACCAGUUAGUUAAAGCCCUAAGUAAUUCGAGGUACAUUGGGGGAACUCACUAGACCUGAGAAUUUAAUAAGUAUUUAAGUGAUCAACAUUUAACUUGUAUGUAACACGAACAUAGGGCUUGAUAAGACGUUUAUCUCGCAACAUUUGAACACACUAAAGGUCAUUCUAAUAGUAGUUAAAGCCAGUUAAAGUUCUCAGAUACAGAUUUAUUGCCGGUUCAGUUCGACAUUUAUUAUUUAAACAGGUCUAGCGAACACCCCGACUUUGUUAGUUUCAAGGAUCUUCUUUUGAUGACUGCUUUUCACGUUGACCUUUAUUUCACCCCGAUAAUCCACACUCGGAGAUGUGGUGUCUACUAGCGAGCUAAAGAUAAAAACAAAUUAAGUUAAGCAAACAUUUAUAAACUAGCCUAGUCGUAAACAAACAAAACUGGAGGUUGGACAGCAGAACGGAUGAGUUUAAAACCUAUAAAGCAGGACAUACAUAAUUCAAAUAUAAAUGUUUACACAAAAAAGAGAUAACGUAAAAGGAAACUAUGCUAAGAACAUGAAAUUACUGAUUCUACUUUUAAUGUGCAAAAUACCAGAGGAAAUAAAAAGAGCAGAACAACAAACAAA